Messenger RNA from Dunckerocampus dactyliophorus (ringed pipefish), 1561 nucleotides. It is a transcript of the gene gins4, whose product is annotated as GINS complex subunit 4 (Sld5 homolog). The transcript is spliced from 8 exons. NCBI's taxonomy places the organism in Eukaryota, Metazoa, Chordata, Actinopteri, Syngnathiformes, Syngnathidae. Gene Ontology annotation, cellular component: GINS complex. Gene Ontology annotation, biological process: double-strand break repair via break-induced replication; DNA-templated DNA replication. The record is from RefSeq and is a predicted model, not a curated record. Bases 190 to 855 code for a protein of 221 amino acids.
GUGGCGCGAAUAAACAAGUACCUUCCCUUUCCAAUGUCUUACGUUUAGCUCACAUAACAAGUGACAAAAACGUAGCGAAAGUCUUCGCUUAUUAUCUCUGUAGACUAUAAUUCAGCCGACUGACACUUAGUUUACGUGUAGGACUUUGUUUUUGUUUAGUGGCACUGGCACCUUAACUGAAGCGAAAUCAUGUCGGACUCUUUCUCUGACAACAACAGCCAAGAAGAAUGUCAGAACGAUGACAUGACCCCGGCGGAUCUGAUCGCUAAACUGGAGGAAGCUUGGCUCAAUGAGAAGUUCUCUCCAGAGCUUCUAGCAAACCAGUCCGAGGUGGUGGAGUGUGUCAUGGAGCAGCUCACUCACAUGGAAGAGAACCUGCAGAGGGUGAAAAAAGGCGACGCCAAGGCCAGCGUCCAUCGCAUGGAGAUCGACCGCAUCCGCUUUGUGUUGUGCAGCUAUUUACGCUCUCGUCUGCAAAAGAUUGAAAAGUUCUUCCCUCAUAUCCUUGAAAAAGAGAAGUCUCGCAGUGUAGGAGAACCAUCGCUGCUUUCGCCUGAGGAGUUUGCCUUUGCCAAAGAAUAUGCCGCAAACACAGAAAGCCACUUGAAGUCUGUUGCACUGAACCACAUGCCCCCCAUCCUGCAGACACUUGAUAUGCUUAAAGCAGUACCUGCACCAUGCCUGGACUCCUUUGUGUUCUUGCGGGUGAAGGAGAGACAAGAGAACAUCUUAGUGGAGCCAGAAACAGACGAUCAAAGAGAGUACGUUGUGGAUCUUGAAGAGGGCUCGCAGCAUCUUAUGCGCUAUCGAACCAUUGCGCCACUUAUUUCAAGUGGAGCUGCACAGUUGAUCUAAAUGCCAAGGAGUGGGUGCCAUGGCCCCCAAGAGGUCACAACAUAUGGACCAUUUAACCUUUCUGGACACAAGCAGCGGGAAUGUCUUCAUAACAAACCCUGGCGGUUAUACGAUCAUAGCUACAUUCACACAAACGAGUGUAAAUGUCUCCAAGACUAAAGUUCAUCUAAUCCUGUUAAUCCUAAUGAUCAGGAUGAUUGGAUUGUUUUUGUGCUGCACUGGAAGACUUCAAAUUAUACAAAUUAUUUUGCCAUAAUAACAAAAGGAUUGUCAAAAGGGAGAUUUAGCUUUAUGCUUGUACCAAGUCCUACUAAAUUCCAAUGUGAAUAGACCCUACCUUUUCCUAAAAUUUGCUACAGUGUCUAUGACUUGUGGAAAAGGUUCAUUUCAGUCAUGUGUGUUUCAUACAGUCAUGUGCCUUGUCUUCUCUGAGGCAUAAUUGUUCUAAUAGUGCUGUUAUGUAAUUUUCAGCGAGGGCAAUCAGUGUUCAUUGUGUGCCCUCUCUCAAAUUGCCAAGUAAUUAGACCAAAUGUGUGAUUACAAAGCACCGAUUGAAAUGAGCUGAAAGCCAUUAUCUUGAUGAAGCAGUGCAACAAUCCAGGUUUAUCUGAUUGUUGUUUUGGUAAGACCAUUCAGAGCAGCAUCGUAGGCAAAGAAUGUUGAAGACUGUAUUUCAAAAAUAUUAAAAUAUUGAAAAAAAAAUUAA